This is a messenger RNA of Globicephala melas (long-finned pilot whale), 5965 nucleotides long. It is a transcript of the gene ANGPT2, whose product is annotated as angiopoietin 2. Gene Ontology annotation, molecular function: receptor tyrosine kinase binding. Gene Ontology annotation, biological process: Tie signaling pathway. The record is from RefSeq and is a predicted model, not a curated record. NCBI's taxonomy places the organism in Eukaryota, Metazoa, Chordata, Mammalia, Artiodactyla, Delphinidae.
CUCUCUAGGAAAUACUCAAUUAGGGUGGUGCCUCUGAAAUACCCAGGGGUCCUGUAACUGAUCGCUUUUUCCCAGAGGGUUUCUGCAGCAUACAGUCCUGGUUGGACAGUACACAUCAGGCAGAGAUUUUUUCUGUGGCCUGGCUAGUGACCCCCCUACAGGAAGAUAACGGACAAGCCGGGAGGGCGGAGCAGCCAGCUACACAUGUCUGGCUGCUGUUAUCAACUUAUCAUAUAAGGAAAGGAAAGUGAUUGAUUCGGAUCCUGACACCGCAGAAUCUGGGGGAAGAGAGACAAAGGAGCAUUGAGGCUGAUCUGUAAGGCGAAUGCAGCCCUCACGAGGGAGGAUUAUCCUUCCUCCUGCGAUCUGACAGUUUGCUGCGGGACCGGGGAGAAGACGGCACUAGAAAUCAAGGUCACUGCUGGGAAAGGAGGGAAGAGGAGACUUUCACUGAUGGACCCUGAGCCAUGGCCGCAGAGCCCCGUGUCUGAGAGGGCAGCUUAGCGCCCGGGAGUCUCAUGCGCCUUGAAGUUUGCUGAGCUGGUGGUUUAUUACCGACAGAAAGAAAGAAUGUGGCAGCUUGUUUUCUUUACUCUGAGCUGUGAUCUGCUCCUAGCCGCAGCCUAUAGCAACUUUCGGAAGAGCAUGGACAGCAUCGGGAAGAGGCAGUAUCAGGUUCAGCACGGCUCCUGCAGCUACACGUUCCUCCUGCCGGAGAUGGACAACUGCCGCUCGCCCUCCAGCGCCUACGUGCCCAACGCCGUGCAGCGGGAUGCGCCGCUCGACUACGACGACUCCGUGCAGAGGCUCCAGCUGCUGGAGAACAUCAUGGAGAACAACACCCAGUGGCUCAUGAAGCUUGAGAAUUACAUCCAGGACAACAUGAAGAAAGAAAUGGUGGAGAUACAACAGAACGCAGUGCAGAACCAGACCGCUGUGAUGAUAGAAAUAGGAACCAACCUGCUAAAUCAAACCGCAGAGCAGACCCGGAAGUUAACUGAUGUCGAAGCCCAAGUAUUAAAUCAGACAACAAGACUUGAACUUCAGCUUCUGGAACAUUCCCUAUCUACAAACAAAUUGGAAAAACAGAUUUUGGAUCAGACCAGUGAAAUAAACAAACUGCAAGAUAAGAACAGUUUCCUGGAAAAGAAAGUUCUAGACAUGGAAGACAAGCACAUAGUUCAACUUCGGUCAAUCAAAGAAGAGAAAGAUCAGCUCCAGGUGUUGGUAUCCAAGCAAAAUUCCAUCAUUGAAGAGCUAGAAAAACAACUGGUGACGGCCACGGUGAACAACUCAGUUCUCCAAAAGCAGCAACACGACCUGAUGGAGACGGUUCAUAAUUUACUGACUAUGAUAUCGACAUCAAACUCAGCUAAGCACUCCCUCAUUGCUAAGGAAGAACAAAUCAUCUUCAGAGAUUGCACGGAAGCAUUCAAGUCAGGACUGACCACCAGUGGCAUCUACACACUGACGUUCCCUAACUCCACGGAGGAGAUCAAGGCUUACUGUGACAUGGAAACAGCUGGAGGUGGGUGGACAAUUAUUCAGCGACGUGAAGAUGGCAGUGUUGAUUUUCAGAGGACUUGGAAAGAAUAUAAAAUGGGAUUUGGGAACCCUUCAGGCGAACACUGGCUGGGAAAUGAGUUUGUUUCACAAGUGACUAAUCAGAAACGCUACGUGCUUAAAAUACACCUGAAAGACUGGGAAGGGAAUGAGGCUUACUCGUUGUACGACCAUUUCUAUCUCUCAAGCGAAGAACUCAAUUACAGGAUUCACCUUAAAGGACUCACAGGGACAGCCGGCAAAAUAAGCAGCAUAAGCCAACCAGGAAAUGAUUUUAGCACAAAGGACGCAGACAACGACAAAUGUAUUUGCAAAUGUUCACAAAUGCUCACAGGAGGCUGGUGGUUUGAUGCCUGUGGUCCUUCCAACCUGAACGGAAUGUACUACCCACAGAGGCAGAACACAAAUAAGUUCAACGGUAUUAAGUGGUACUACUGGAAAGGGUCCGGCUACUCGCUCAAGGCCACAACCAUGAUGAUCCGCCCAGCAGAUUUCUAAAUGCCUGCGCACACCUGAGGAACAGUGUCUUCCAGUUUUCAAAGACUUCAUCCCAAAGCUCUGAAAGACACAGCUGCAUGCUGCCGCCCUAUCCAGCUCGGACAGACUGCCCACGCUCCAGACUGAGGGGACCCGCGAGCUCCCAGUUAGAGCCCCAUCAACGUCACCCCUUAAACCCGCAUCACUCAACGAACCGAAGCACAACCCCCAACGAGCCACAGCCUGGCAUGGUGACCUGGUAGAAUGCCUACGGGAAGAUAAAUUUAAGCCUGCGAAUGAGACUGACAAUUUACAGGCUCUGUUGUCACAACCAAGAAUGUUAUGUGCGAGUCGAUCAGUAAAUAACUGGAAAACAGAACACUUAUGCCAUAUAGUAGAGAUAACCUUGGAACUGCAUUCUUCUGAGCACUGUUUAUAGACUGUGUAAAUAUCCAUAUGUCCUGAAUUCAGCACCACUAUCAUAAUUAAAAGGAAGGACCAAUUCUCGAAGCCAUAAAAAUACACUAUAUAUUCAGGGAUUUUUACGAGAAGUGGUUAUUAGCGGUUUAAUAUUUGGAGAAGGAAAAACAUAGUUAACGCAUUCUGACUCCUCCUCUUAGGGGCUUUAAAUUUUCAUUUUGAGAACAGCAUAUCUGCAUAGGCAUUGAUAGGUUAGUUUUAAGUUAAUGCUCAAAUAUAUAUAUUUCAAGUUUCUGUGGUGAAGACUUUCAGGAUCUCUGAAAUUAUUAACAGAAACGUGUUCUUUUAGUAUAUAUGAAGAUUGUACUAUUUUUUUUCAGCCUCGCUGUUAAAUAUGAAGGGAUUUUUAGUAAUUAAAUAUAACUUAUUAGGUGAGAUGACCGCAUUUAACUUUUAUGAUAUUUACAACAUUGUAAUAUGAUUCUGAAACAAAUGAUUGUGCCUUGUGACAAGGAAAAUCUUGAUUUUUAAUGAUGAAGAAAAUUAUACAUUUAAUUUCAUGACAAAGAGGCUUUCCUAUCUUUUACUCACUAUUCUAAUACAAAAGUCUUUUUUCUCUUCUACUACGACGUAUUUUAGGGAAGUAGGCUACAAUGUAGUUUGUGGUUGAGAAAACCCUUCCAUUUAAAACACUUACAAAGCUAUACUUCUCAAGCUGGAUUCACCCUGGAAGUUAUUUACAGGAAAAAAUAAUUUGCAUUAGUAACAUUAACUUAAAUCUUACUAGAAUUAAACCACCAGCAAAUUAAAAAAAAAAAAGGUGUUCUGGGGCGCAAAACCAAAAUCUGGUAUUUAUAGCAUAUUCAAAUGUUUACAGAAAAUUUGGAGAGCACAGAUUUAACCUCAGGACUGCAAAACCUUAAACUCCUAGAGUUUUAACUCCGUUUGAAGUUUUCAUUGUACAAUUAAUACUAAUGAACAUUUGAGUAAUGCUUCAUAAUUUAGAAGCAAUUUCUCAUAUAUUCGCUUUUGAGUCAGCUACUAGGAAGCUUAGAGCCAAAUUUGCAGCCAGCAUUUACCUGUGUCUGUCUUCACCUUCCACUGUUCUACCACUAUUUUUUUCUUUAUUCCAUUUUUCUUAUCUAAUUUAUUUUAUCCCCACACCCCCCUCCUCUUCCCAGCUUAGUUUUAUGACGCUCAGGUGUCGCUGAGUCAACUUAUGGACUCUGGGCAAGUCAGGCCCUCUGCUUUUCCACCAUGCUGCACUUUCCCAACAAAUAUAUUAAUGAGAACAUAACCUCCCAUCCCAGAACAGCUCCUCUUAUUACAUGUAAGAAGGAGUCAUAAGGUUAGCAGAGGUUGAAUUUAUACACAGCUUUGUAUCAAGCUAAAAAACAUCUGAUAAUAAGAAAAUAUCACCGCCUCAAAAGAAACAAUAAAUUUCCAUGACAUCUCAAUGACCACAUGACAGACACCGAGGUGGGAAAAUGAUAAUACGGGAAAAAUUGGCAACAACACAAUUUAUAUUCACUUGCCCAUGUAGGCAGAUAAGGUGAGUUUCAAAGACAAACCUCACUAUGUUAUUCAGAGUUACAUAUACUCUCUCGUGACAGCGAGUGGGGGAGAAUUUGAGCUUUUACUUUACACUUCAACUCCUUGCCAGGUAUUUCAAACAAAGAGUCCUGCUGAGAGGAAUUUUUUCUCUCCUUAAGAAAACAUUUAUAAAGUCCAGAGCAAAUCAAAACAGCAAUCUCAAAAAUGAAAACAAAAACAACCCAACAACUAGAUAACCACAGCGACUGGAGGACAGAGUUCAACUUCUCACUAUGUGAUAGCCAUAUGGCAUACUCAAACGAUUCAAAAACAUGGAGACCACUCACAGAUUACACAUCAUCACUUACCUUUCAGGUAUUAAUCUUUUGAAAGGAUAAAACGUGACAAACCAGUUAACAUUUGAAAACAAAAGCCAACUUCUGCACAAUCCUGCUUCCAACUAAAUCUGAAAUUACCUACUUAUUAAUCUUUAAAAAAAUUAGAACCUGGAACUUUCCCAUUAAGCAUCUGAAAUACCUGAAAAUCAGUAAAGCUGAAGCUGAGUUUCAGGAAAAACAUCAAAACAGAAACACCACAUCACAAUGCUAGCAGGCCACAAUUUUUAUACCUAUCACUUCUAUCUCUUUUAACAGUAACAGCAUCAUUUUUUAAGGCAGUAAGCAAUAUAUAAUAGUAUCUUCUCAAGAAUCUAGUCUUUUUUUCAUUUUUGUUUUUCUCAAUCCUGAGGACUUGUAUAAUUAAAUUUUUUGAGAUUACAUUUCUCACAACUUUUUGAGGAAUGUUCUCACAUUCUCACAUUUAUUCUCACAAAUAGACAAAAUGUGUUAAGUUCUGCAAAUAUGUCUUUUUAGUUAUAGGCAUAAUUGCUCUUGAUUUAAUAAAAAAAUCUUGAGUGUAUAUCUAUGCUAAUAAUGACUUCCUGAAAACACCAAAUUGUAUUUACCACCAUAAAAUAAUAUGUGACUUACAGGAGCUGCAGGGAAGUAGUCUGACUCUUCAAACGGUUCCUCGGAAAUUCAAUGACCCAUUUCCAAAGACCACAGUACCUAUAAGUGAGAGAAGAAGCAGAACAUUUUUUAUAGACUUAUUAGGCUUUUAGUGGACAAUAAACCAGUUUGAAGAUACAGCAAAACCAAAAUAAACAAAAAAACCCUAGCAGUAACUACAUACUACAUUGAUCCGAAGCACAUGUAUCUUGAACACCAAAGUGCCAUCAGAAUCUUCAGGUUACAAAAAUGUUACAAAUAUUAAUAAACACUUGUUUAAGAAAAUGUCUCCUGAUGGCUAGAAGUCUGGGUUAUUAUCCUAGUGAGGAUAACCACCCCAUUUCUAAACAUAUGAAAUAUUACGUCUUCCUAAAUUCCAGUUUCCAAUUUAAGGAGUCAUUAUAGACAAUCCUUAGUAAAUAAUACAGAAUUUUAUUAAUUUAAAAAAACCCAUGUAUUAGGAGAAGAUAGAUCAUAAGCCUAAAUUCAAAAAGCAAACCUUUUGGUGUGUAACUUUAUUUCUAUCAUUAGCUAAUGUUUUUAGGAGAAGUUCUCCACAUCCAUGUUUGGAAAUCCUUCUCACACUUUGGAAGAGUAAAAUGUCUCAUAAACAAGCUGUCAUCAUCAUCGUUAGAACCCACACAUUUUUAAGUAAUCAAAACAAUGUUUUCAUUUUUAAUUCAACAUUUGAGAUUCUGCACUCAUCUCUACUCUAUGACCAAACUCCUUGAAAAGCUGUAUGUCUCUAUGUACCAGUAGAAUUGUACAACUAAAAUAAUCAAGCUGAAUUACAUAACUCACACUGAUCUUUUUAUCUGCAAUUUCCUUCUUUCCUACAUUCAGUAAAUCCAUUUUUUUUUUUUUUGCCCCUAGAUUUGCUAUGUAAAACUCAAGGGUUUUUUUGCUGAAUUAGCAGGAAUGAGGUCUAAGUCUUCCUUUUUGGUAGUUCCUAAAGUUCAGAACCA